GACUGACGGACCGUCCCUCCCUCCUUCUCUCCCUGCAGGCGCGGCGCCGCUUUCGCAGCGCGGGGUGAAGCCCCUUGGAAGGGUUACUCCUGAUAAACGAAAUUCACAGUGCCCUUUGUUUACAUCCUACUUCAGAUUAUUUUAAACAUCAAGAGGCAGUGGCAGGAAACUGACAUGGGCAAACAAAUAUGGAACUUGCUGAACUACAAGUCUACAAAAAAAAUAAUAAAUAAAGUUCCACAUAACAAGAUGCAUUCAACACCUGUGAUUUUUAGCCUACAAAAUAAGUGUCAGGAUAUGAGAAAUUUUCCUGUAUUGGAAGGUAAAAUCCCUUCAUUCUGUAGACAUGUUUUUGAGGGCAAUGCGAAGAACUGCAAGACAUGUAUUGAAAGAUAUUCAGAGCUGUCUGAGAAGAUCCGCAAAAGCAGAAGAAAAAGUACAGUAUUGAUUCAUACACAGACGAAAAAGAAAUUGCUUGUUCAUGAACGCUUAAAAUUGCUUCUUGAUGACGAAUCUUUUCUUGAGCUUUCUCCUCUUGCAGGGCUUAAUAUGCCAUAUGGUGAUAUUCCUGCAGGAGGAUGUAUCACUGGAGUCGGAAGAAUAUCUGGAAUCUGGUGUUCUUUCAUGGCAAAUGAUUCAGUAAUAAAAGGUGGAACCAUUUAUCCUAUUACACUGAAGAAAAUACUAAGAUCUCAAGAAAUAGCAAUUAAAAAUAAACUUCCAUUUGUCUACAUAGUAGACAGUGGGGGAGCAUUCUUGCCACUUCAGGCUGAGCUGUUUGCUGACCAAUUCCAUGGAGGCCGAAUAUUCUAUAAUCAAGCUAUAAUGUCUGCACUGAAAAUCCCUCAGGUGUCAAUUGUAUGUGGAUCUUGUACUGCUGGAGGUGCUUAUAUUCCUGUGAUGUCAGAAGAAGCAUCCAUUGUAGAUAAAAUUGGGACACUGUUUCUCGGUGGUCCCCCUUUAGUUAAAGCAGCCACAGGAGAAGAUACUAAUCCUGAGGAAUUGGGAGGAGCCAGUGUGCAUGCUAAGGUCAGUGGCUGUGUUGAUCAUUUUGCAACUUCUGAAAAAGAAGCAUUUGAAUAUAUCAAAAAUGCUAUUUCAACACUGAAUUAUGUACUUCCUAUAGAAGAGAAUCUAGAAUUUGAUAAUCCCUUGUAUGGUGAUGAUGACCUCCUAGGACUUGCACCACAAGAUUAUAGUUACACAUUACAUAUAAAAUUGAUUCUGAGUCGGAUAAUAGAUGGCAGCAGAUUUCAAGAAUUCAAAGCUAAUUAUGGCAUAACUUUAGUAACAGGAUUUGCCUACAUAGAAGGGGAGCUUGUUGGAAUAGUGGCUAACAAUGGUGAGCUGACACAGAAUGCUUCUCUAAAAGGUUGCCAUUUCGUACAGCUUUGUAGCCAAAGAAACAUUCCUAUCCUGUUUCUCAUGAAUACUGCUCCAUAUACUGCAGAGACAACCAAUCUCAUGCAGGCAGAAGAUCAAGCUAAUAGGUUAAAGGCACAGGCCUCCAUGAUGGCCGCAGUUGCCUGUGCCUCUGUACCAAAAAUAACAGUUGUGAUUGGUGGCUGCUUAGGAAAUGAAAGUUAUGCUAUGUGUGGAAGAUCGUUUGAUCCAAACUUUCUGUUUCUUUGGCCGAAUGCAAGAAUUGCCCUUGUGGAUUCAAGACGUAGUUUCACAUUCACACAAAUGUGGAACAAUAACUAUUCAGAUACAGAAAUAGACUUUAAAGUAUUAAAAGGAAAGCUGCAAAAUGAAAGUACUGCACUUUACUCUUCUGCCAGAAUCUGGGAUGAUGGAGUAAUCUUGCCCCAGAGUUCAAGGAAGUUUGUCCAGUUGGAGCAUUUAUUCCUUCUAUCAACAUACCUUCAUUGUUGUUCUAAGGAAAGACAAAUAAGUGUCCUUUUUGGAUUUUCUUAUUCCAAACCCAGAAAAGCAGGAGUUCUGAAAAUAUUGUGGAAUCACAAGAGAUAGAUGUGCAAUAGUCUUUCAUAUGAUGAAGAUUAUAAUGAAACAUUCUUUUAAAACAAUAAAAUUCUUUAAGUUCACUCAGGCAAAGUGGAAAGCAAGGUAUCCAAAGAACAAAUUAAAAAAAAAACAAGUAAUGCUUUGUUAAGAAUUACUUUGAAAUAAUAAAAGUGAAAAAAAAGAAUUAGUUUUCUUACCAUGUCUGCAGAUAGUCAGCAAUCCUGUUUGGGGUAACUCAAUCCCUCCUUGGUAAGGAGGAACUGGAAAAACAUCCAUAGGGCCAUGCGUAGGUUAUUUAAGGCAUCUAUUAAAGUUACUUGGUUUCAUUUUGAGUUGGACUUAAAGUAACAGUCUUAAAGGUACUUGAGCUGGGAAGUUAGUUAUAUGGACUUGGUUAUAUGAACUUAAAAGGUAGACAAGGUCCUUGGGGUUGUAAGCACAGCCAACUAUGUAUUAUAUUCAUGUCCCACCUAGUUGAUCAAGAUUUUCCAAACGAAAACACAUUAUUGGAUCCAGGUGGUGAUGGAUUAUCUUUGAAGGAGAGAAUAGCCUUGCCAGCACUUAAGGAAGUAGUGCUCUUUUCUGUUCUCAAGAAACCUAUGGUAUUAGACAAUUUUCAUCCUGUCUUUAAUCUUCUCUUAUGGAAACAGUUGUUGGGGAAAGGUGGUCCACAAUGUCAGAGGCACAUUUCAGACGGAUAUAGGGCUAAGAUUGCAGACUUGUGCAUAAUUGCUGAUAGAAUCAGUAGGGAGAUAAUGUAUCCAUCCUGGCUUUUCUUCUAUUUUAAAACUACAUUUAAUGCAAUACAUUUUUGUAGUGGAAUAUUUUCAGAAGAUAUUGCCAUUUGUUUAUGCAAUAUUAAAAUGUAGUGGGUAUUUUUCUAUGAAGAAAAUAUGGUUCAUUUGAUGUCAUGAUGAGAAACAUGAGAGUUUCCGAGAAUGCAGUAAUCAGGAAUGUAAAACCCCUAGACAAAAAUUGUCUA
This is a messenger RNA of Pseudonaja textilis, 2947 nucleotides long. The record is from RefSeq and is a predicted model, not a curated record. Lineage: Eukaryota; Metazoa; Chordata; Lepidosauria; Squamata; Elapidae.